Salvelinus fontinalis (brook trout) is the source of this 11448-nucleotide messenger RNA. RefSeq names its product transmembrane protease serine 9-like. Gene Ontology annotation, molecular function: serine-type endopeptidase activity. Gene Ontology annotation, biological process: proteolysis. The transcript is spliced from 11 exons. NCBI's taxonomy places the organism in Eukaryota, Metazoa, Chordata, Actinopteri, Salmoniformes, Salmonidae. The coding region runs from base 288 to 2093 and encodes 601 amino acids. The record is from RefSeq and is a predicted model, not a curated record.
UCAAACAUUUCUGCGGUAAUUCUGAAUGUACCACCAUCUCACCUGGGUUAACACUGCAGGGGGAAGAAGCUACCACUCACUUUGAUGCUUUAAUUGUCAACCUCUGUGUGUCCCAAAUUGCAUCCUAUUUCCUUUUAUAGUGCACUACGACUGUAGGCCUCUGGUCAAAAGCAGUGCACUUCAAAGGGAAUAGGGUGCCAUUUGCAACAGAUGUUCCAGGGGCGGAGCCAGAGGGGUGUUCGGGGUUGCACUGGACACCGCUGACAUCUGAUUGGCCACCCCAAAAUAUGUAUCAAGGGAUGACAUCUGGCUCUGAGCAAGACAGUGAGCCAGAGCUGCGAGGAGAUGUCACCGAGCCCCUCCCAACUGCAUCAAACACCAGAUAUGCUGUUCCAAAAGGACCCAAUGUGUCUCACUCUCAGUUGGAUGUGUGUGGAAUCUCUCCUCUCAACACUAGGAUCGUGGGGGGUCAGGAUGCUCCUCCAGGGAGUUGGCCAUGGCAGGCCAGUCUGCAGAGAUCUGGCAGACAUUUUUGUGGGGGAUCCCUUAUCAACAAAGAGUGGGUGCUGACUGCUGCUCACUGCUUUCCCAGCAUCAGUACAUCAAAUCUGGUGGUCUACCUGGGUCGUCAGAGCCAGCAGGGCUCCAACCCUAAUGAAGUGAGUCGUACGGUCACUCAGAUCAUCUGCCACCCCAACUACAGCAGUAGUACCAACGACAACGACAUGUGUCUGCUGAAGCUCUCCUCCUCCGUGACUUUUACCAACUACAUCCAGCCAGUCUGCCUAGCUGCACCAGGCAGCUCCUUCUAUGCUGGCACUACUAGCUGGGUCACAGGCUGGGGCACCCUCAGCAGUGGAGGAUCUCUACCACAGAACCUACAGGAGGUGAAUGUGCCAGUAGUGGGAAACAGGCAGUGUAACUGUAAUUAUGGAGUUGGCUCCAUCACUGACAACAUGAUCUGUGCUGGUCUAUCAGCAGGAGGAAAGGAUUCCUGUCAGGGGGACUCGGGAGGUCCGAUUGUGAGCAAACAGGGUACUCGCUGGAUCCAGUCUGGCGUUGUGAGUUUUGGCAACGGCUGUGCUCUGGCAAAUUUCCCUGGUGUGUACGCCAGAGUUUCCAAGUACCAGACCUGGAUCAACAGCCAGAUUACCAGUGACCAGCCAGGCUUCAUCACCUUCUCAUCCAGUGGGACUGACUCUGACCUCAGUGUCACCUGCACCACCACCACACCCGCACCUGUGGUGUGUGGCAGCGCUAGCGCCUCUUUGAACUCCCGUAUUGGUGGGGGAAGCUCGUUGGCGACAGCAGGCUUGUGGCCCUGGAUAGCCAGCAUACAGAAAAACGGAGCACACGUUUGCGGGGGCACGUUAGUGGCGGUGGACUCUGUCAUGAGCGACGCUAGCUGCUUCUCAAGCCAACCCAACGCCUUUCAAUGGACCGUGAUCCUGGGUCGUCUGAAGCAAACCGGCUCCAACCCUAACGAGGUAACCCUGAAUGUUAUCAACAUCACCAUGAGCAACUUGACGGGCAACAACGUGGCCAUCCUCCGACUGGCUAGCAAACCCAAGUUGUCUAACUACAUCCAGCCUAUCUGUGUGGACCAGGGAACCAGCAACUUCAACACAGGGACUAAGUGCUGGGUGGCUGGCUGGGGCACUGGCCAGGGUGGGGCUGAGCAAGUCCUGCAGGAGUUGCAGACCUCUGUUGUGGAAUGCGUGAAUGUUUCAUCUUUGGACAACAUUUGCACCGGACCUGUGACACUAUUGCAGAGUGAUGUGGGUGGUCCUCUGAUGUGUAAGCAGGGCAACUCAUGGUUUCAGACUGCUGUGUUGACUGUCGAUAGCAGCAACGCCACAAGCAGCAACACCACUAGCACUAGCAAAGCACGAUGGAGCCAGAGUCCUCGCGCCUCCACCAUCCAAGUCUUCACCAAAACCUCCCGCUUUAAGAACUUCCUAACUACCAAUUUGGGAACCCUCCUAUCCCCCGCCUUAGCUGGUGGCAGCAGUGGAGCUUCCAUGGCCCACUCCUCCUUCUAUCUCUUCCUCCUCUUCUCCCUCUCCUUUGUCCUCCUGUUGGGCUGGGAUUGACACUAAGCAACUCAAUGGCAACCAUUGACAAGCCCUUUCUGUAACUUCCAACUAACCAAAGGUCAGUGACUGGCAGAGUGUGUCAAAGCAGAGUGUGUCAAAGCCAACGUUGAACUCAGGGAGCCUUCAUCUCCAGUCACUUGAAUUAUGAAUGUUUACAAUUUCCCCUUUGUCAAAGUCAAUCGAUAAAAUAUAUUUUUGCUGUCACAAUUGUUUUUGUAUCCAUAGCAUUUUCUGGACAAUAUUUGUUAUUUCUAACAGCACUGUUAUUUAAGUUGCAAAAUGCACGAUUUUCUGUUCAAAGCUGUCUGGGCAUGUGUAACAAUGUUACAUAUUAAUAUCCAGAUGAAUAUGAUUGUAGUAGCACACUUGACUUUCUCCAAAGAUUAUAGUAGUCUAUUCUACAGUAUCUGUGAGCCAAAAUGGCAAGUAGCCAACAUGCACUGAACUAUUAGAUAGUCAUGCUGCACUUUACUGGACUUGUGCCAUGGAUUAUUAUAUACUCAACAAAUCACAAUGUUAUGAUGAUGGUUUUAACAAAACCGUUACUAAAUAGCUCUAAUACUUAGUUCUAAAUUAAUUGAAGACUUCAUAGCCUUCAGAUUAUCCCUUGAAAGGCACAUUGAGUGUAAUUAAGAGAAUGUAGAAAUAACUUACAGACGUUUGAGGAAACCAGGAAAGGCAAGAAAUGUCUAAUAGAUUGGGGUAAAUUUAGAAAGUGGGAGAGGGAAGCCAAAAGACAGUCAGACAAGAAAGUUAAAGGAAUAAUGGUGAAAGAAAGUAAGAAGAAGAAACAGUCGGAGGAAGAUAAGAAAAGAAGGAGAAACAGGGAUGAUGAUGAUAAUGACUUUCCACCCCCCAUUAUACCCCUGUAUCCACUGCACCAGCACCAGCCCUGGGCGUCCGACAGCAGCUCGCUCAGCCAUCUCCCACACCGCAGUUCUACCAGCAAACCCCUCGGAGGUGGCCCAUGAGCAGUGGAAAUCCGUUCCAUGCACCGGCCACAUUGAGUCCCGUCUCUGGUGUUGAUGGACUCUGGGAGCUUAGUCCACCAUCAUCGUCGACCCCUAACAUGCAGCUAAGUCCCUCACCCACAAGGGUCACGACCAUAACAGGUAAAAAAAGGUGACCCAAACACAACCUUUCUACAGGCACCUCUGGUAAUGUCCACUAAUCCAUAACCACGACCUGUGGAUGGUGAGGGCCAUGGCGAAUGGUACCCUCUCUUCGGCAUCCAGAAGACUUGAAGACAGGACGAAAUGAAGGACAUUGCUAAAGAACUUCCAGAUCCUACAAAGGAUGCGGGGGAUUUUACCACACAGCUAAUUAAGAUGGCCCGGCUGUACAAGCCAUCUGCAGCUGAGAUUGUGCACAUUUGCCGUAUCAAGAUGAGGCUGCGAUGGGCGGACGUGGAGGGAGGCUUUGAUGAAAACUACCAAUGGGAAAGGGUGGAGCCUACCCAGCUAACUACACUGUGUGAUCGCAUAAAAGAACAUUACCCACCCAUGACCGAUUGGGAAGCUAUCUAUAGUUGCACGCAGAAAGCUAAAGAGUCGUUGGAAGACUACAGACAUAGGCUGGAGACUUGCUACCGUAAGCAUAAUGGGCUCAAACCAAUGACUGAUGGCCGCCAAAAUUAUGACUAUGACAGACUCUUGAAGGCUGCCCUAAUGAAUGGACUUUUGCCAGCCCCUGGUAAACAUGUUGAAAUGACUUGCAUUGGCUGGGAAACUAUCAGUCUACAAGCUGUUAUUGAACACUGUAAACACGAUGAGAGGCAAAAACUGUCUCAAGCAGACAAGACAAAACAGAGAAUAGAAAAAGGAGGAGUACAAGCUGCACAGCUGGCUUUUUAUCAAGGACAGGGCCAGCAGCGGCAGGCUCAGGGAAGACCUCAAAAUGAUGGAUAGAGGGGACGGGGUAGAGGAAGAGGAGGGGGAGCCAGUGCUGACGGGUGGGCCAGAGAACAGCAACAACAGGGCAGGAACCUUGCUUGCCACAACUGCGGAAAACAGGGACAUUUUGCCAGAACUGUCACACCCUGAUCUGUUUCACCUGUCUUUGUGCUCAUCUCCACCCCCCUCCAGGUGUCACCCAUCUUCCUCAUUAUCCCCAUUGUAUUUAUACCUGUGUUCUAUGUUUGUCUGUUGCCAGUUUGUCUUAUCAGGUCUUACCAGCGUGUUUUCCCGUCUCCCUGCUUUCUCAAGUUCUGUUCCCUAGUUCCCCGGUUCUGACCAUUCUGCCUACCUUGAACCCGAGCCUGCCUGCCAUUCUGUACCUGCCUGACUCUGACACGUUUACAAACCUCUGCCUGUUCUGAUCCCGAGCCUGCCUGCUGUUCUGUACCUUAUUGACUCUGCCCUGGAUUGCGGACCUCUACCUGCCUUUGACCUGUCUUUUGCCUGCUGUUUGCAUCUGGGUCGUAUAGGCCGGGUCACUCACAAUACCUCUCCCAUCAACCUACAAGUGUCAGGGAACUACAGCGAGGCAAUCCAAUUUAUGCUGAUUAAGUCUCCUCAGGUUCCCAUGGUAUUGAGCCUGGACUGCUGGUGCCAUUAUGGGCUGGAGCCCAUUCUGCCACGUCUAUUGUCUGAAGUCAGUGCAGCCUGUCCAUGGACGUCUUCCUGUGGGCUCGGAAGUUUCCCCGGACCUCUCUGCCAUUCCCGCGGAAUACCAGGACCUCCAGGAGGUUUUCAGUAAGGCCCAGGCCACUCCUCACUGACCCUAUGACUGCGGGAUCGACAUUCUCCCAGGCACCACACCGCCCCAGGGACAACUAUACUCUUUGUCGGGUCCUGAGACCAAGGCUAUGGAGACCAACAUCGAGGACUCUCUAGCUGCAAAGUGUAUCUGUCCUUCUGCCCCCCCCGCCGGUGCCAGGUUCGUCUUUGUGGAGGACAAAACCCUGCGCCCGUGCAUCGACUACUGGGGCCUUAAUGACAUAGCGGUGAAGAACCGAUACUCGCUACCACUCUUCACCUCAGCCUUCAAGUCGCUCCAGGCGGCGAUCGUUUUCUUCAAGUUGGACCUGCAGAAUGCCUACCAUCUGGUGUGGAUACGGGAAGGGGACAAUUGGAAGACAGCCUUCAACGCGGCCAGCGGCCACUACGAAUACCUGGUCAUGCUAUUUGGACAACACCCCUGCUGUGUUUCAGGCCCUGGUUAAUGACAUUCUCCGCGACAUGUUGAACCGGUUCGUUUUCGUCUACCUCGAUGAGAUCCUCGUUUUCUCCCACUCAGCCCAAGAACACGUGCUCCACAUCCGACAGGUCCUCCAGCACCUCCUAGAGAUCCAGCUUUUUGUGAAAGCGGAGAUCCCCUUCCUUGGUUACUUCAUCGCUGCAGGGAAUGUACAGAUGGAUCCCGGAAGGUGAGAGAGGUGGUGGAUUUGCCCCAGCCUACGUCCAAAGUGCAGCUGCAAUGUUUCCUGAGAUUUUCAAACUUCUAUCACCGCUUUAUCUGGGGUUACAGCACCCUGGCUUCACCCCUGUCUGUACUCACCUCUCCCAAGGUUCUGUUCACAUGGUCCCCGGCUGCUGACUGGAUGUUCCGGGACCUCAAGCACCGCUUCACCACUGCUCCCAUCUUGGUUCAUCCUGACCAGUCAGUUCGUGGUGGAGGCCGAUGCUUUGGAUGUCGGAGUGGGGGCUGUCCUGUCCCAGCAUUCUUCCCUGGACCUCAAGUUACAUCCCUGCGCCUUUUUCUCCCAUCGCCUCACCGCCUCGGUGAGGAACUACGAUGUGGGAAAUCGUGAGCUUCUCGCGGUGAAGAUGCCUUUGGAGAAGUGGAGACGCUGGUUGGAGGGGGCGGAACAUCCGUUCAUUGUGUGGACGGACCACAAGAACCUGGAAUAUCUCCACACGGUCAAGCGUCUCAAUUCCAGGCAAGAUAGGUGGGCCCUACUUUUCACUCAGUUUAACUUCUUCCUUUCCUACCAACCAGGAUCCAAGAACAUCAAGAUGGAUGGGCUGUCAUGCCGCUAUAGCCCCACGGCUACACCCAUGGACCUUGAGACCAUCCUUCCCACCUCGUGUCUGGUGACGGCACUCAGCUGGGGAAUAGGGAAGCAGGUCCAUGAGGCGCAUCGUUCCCAGCCAAACCCCGGGGGUGGCAGAUUAUGUUUGUGCCUCCUCGGGCCUGGAGUGGGCCCACCCGGGCUUGCCUGCCACCUGGGCUCCCAUCGGACCCUGGCCUUUGUGCGGCAACGCUUUUGGUGGCCUACCAUGGUCUCGACGUCUCCACGUUCGUCGCCACCUGCGUGGUGUGUGCGCAGAACAAGACUCCUCGGCAAGGUCCGGCUGGUCUUCUUCAACCACUGCCUGACCCUUACCGUCCCUCUGCUUACAUAUCCCUGGACUUCGUCACAGGCCUUCCUGUCCGACACGGUCUCAACAUGUGAUUGGUACUAUGCAUGGGACGUACAGGAUAUUGAUGGGUCACAUUAUUGAUGGGUCACCCUACUGACAAAAUUUUCUUAAAUGCUCGCAGUCAUUGGAAACAGAAAGGCAGUUUUAUGUCACAGACUGGCUUACACUGCACCGCACAUUUCUCACCAUUGACAAGAGAUUAUGAACAAAAUUGUCUGUAAGGGACCACACCCCAAGAGAGCAGUGACAUUUAUAGUGGGCCUCAAUUUUGUGCUUUAAGUGUUAAAUUGACAGGCUUUGUUGUAUGUAUUUAGUGACAGCAUGCCACAUGUAUCAGUAGCUAAAACACAUGUUGCUUGGGAGGAUACUGGUAUUUGGUUGAAGUCUGUCUUGCAGGUCACUGAUUGGGAACUUAGAGCGGAUGGGUAUAAAUUCUCCCCGAGCAUACAUACUUUGUGUGUUCAAUUUAUUUGGGCUGUACAUGUUCAAUGAGGUGUACAUGGCCUUGAUAGCACCAAACCAACUAAACAGAUGAUUUCCGUGGAGAAUCAAUCACACUUGUUGAUUGGUCUCCCGGACUCUCUGUAGGCUAAAGAUAAGUAUGACAAUGAGGGGGGUUGAACCACUUACUGUCAUACCUAAGGGCACACACAGACCAAUCAGAACUCAUUAUCUCCUAAGUCAGGAAGCAGUCAAGGGGAUUACCCCUGUUCAUGCUUCAUUGGUAGAAAGAGGAGCUAUUGUGCCUUGUCCAGACUCUCCCUGUAAUACCCUCAUUCUUCCUGUCCAAAAGGCCUCAGGUGAUUGGUGUUUUGAUCAAGGUCUCAGACCUGUUAACGAUGCAGUUUAUGUAAGGGCUCCUGUUGUGCCAAACCCCAUUCCAAUUUUAUCUGCUGUGCCGGCGUCGGCUAAAUGGUUUUCAGUUGCUGAUUUGGCUAAUGCUUUGUUUUUUUGCAUUCCCAUCGCACCAAAAACAGUUUACAUUCUUAAACAACUGUUGGACUUGGACUGUCUGCCACCAAGGUUACUCGGAAUCUCCGGCUGUAUUUUCUGCUGCUUUGGUGCAAAAUUUAGAGGGUUUCAUACCCCCGAUGGGAGAAUGUUAAUACAGUAUGUCAACGUCCUGUUACUGUGUUCUGAAACCCAACAAGCAUGCAAAGUUGACACCAGAGCUCUGUUAGUGUUUCUUGCUGAAAAUGGCCACAACAUUUCUUAGAAAAAGUUUCAACUUGUCUCCCAAACAGAUAAAUAUCUGGGACAUGACAUUACACCUAAUGGUAGGAAAUUGGGUUUGGAGUGUGUGGCUGCAAUUCUCUCGAUACUAGGGAUGGGUACCGAAACCCAUUAUUAAACGGGCCCCGGGGCUAAAUUAUGAAAGACCGUAGUAUCCAUAAGCUCCGACGUUAUCGCUUCUGCUUUCGGUACUGGAGAAAUGUAUUUAUUAUUGCUAUAUAAUUGUUAUUUUGCACAUUUUAUCUCACCAACCAUUUCUAAUUUGCAAUAAUAUUAAGACACUUGUCUAUGAUGCAUUUUCACUAUUCCCAAUCCAGAAGAGAUCUCUCUUGCGCAGAGCCUGUGUCUCCAACACGCUACAGCACACACAGCACCCUGCUCUUAAUUAGUGAUGACGGCGGAGAGAGCUAAACGUUCAAAAGUGUGGUUACACUUCACCAGAGUCGAUGCUGACAAUGCUCAUUGCCACAAGUGCAACAAUACUUUUACUUGUAAGGGCGGAAACACAAGCAAUCUGUCCAACCAUCUAUCAAAAGUUUAUCAUGUACAGGCAGAGAAAUGCACAGUUUUUGACUGCCUAGCUCGUACUUCAUUUCUCGUUGCCCGAUCUACAUUAAGUAUGUACAGUUGAAGUCAGAAGUUUACAUACACCUUAGCCAAAUACAUUUAAACUCAGUUUUUCACAAUUCCUGACAUUUAAUCCUAGUAAAAAUGACCUUUCUUAGGUCAGUUAGAAUCACCACUUUAUUAUAAGAAUGUGAAAUGUCAGAAUAAUAGUAGUGAGAAUGAUUUACUUCAGCUUUUAUUUCAUUCAUCACAUUCCCAGUGGGUCAAAAGUUUACAUACACUCAAUUAGUAUUUGGUAGCAUUGCCUUUAAAUUGUUUAAUCUCUCUAGGGUACGUGGGACGGUAGUGUCCCACCUGGCCAACAUCCGGUGAAAUUGCAGAGCGCGAAAUUCAAAACUACUAAAUUUAAAUAUUGAACAUUCUUGAAAAUAUAUGUGUUAUACAUCAAAAUAAAGCUUAACUUCUUGUUAAUCCAGCCGCUGUGCCAGAUCUCAAAAAGGAUUUACGGUGAAAGCAAAACAUGCGAUUAUCUGAGGACAGCGCCCCGCAUACAAAACCAUGAAAAAUAUAUUUCAACCAGGCAGGUGCGCCACAAAAGUCAGAAAUAGCGAUAUAAUUAAUGCCUUACCUUUGAAGAUCUUAUUCUGUUGUGAUGCGGGAGCACAAAAAAGGACUUUGAUGACACCUCCUUCACUGGAUCCACCCACAUCUUCACCACUGGCUCUGCCUCUUGAGUGGGAGACAAACGACUGGUUUGAUGAGAUAUCUCGCGUCCAAUCACCACCCCCAGCAGAGGCAGAAGGCGAGUCAUCAAACAAACAGGAGGAAGCCAGACCAACAGUAGCGUUUGUUUGGGUUAAAUUGAUGCAAGGUUUAGACUUAGAUGACGUAUAGACACUGUCGCUAGUAAUAUUUUCACAGUGACAGCUUGCCACAUUCGUUUACAAGAAUAGAAUGUAACUCAGCACUAAGGCUGACUUGGUCCCGAAAAUAGUAUAUAAGAAGCAUGCCUUCCCAAAAGAAGGUGUGGUAGUGCUACUUGACUUAUCACUGAACUCGUGAUACUUCAAACUACCAUCAACCUAAAAGGUAAUAUCUGACUUUCAUACUCUAGAACAAUUGUAUCUUUUGACUGCUGAUUCUUGGACGAGACCAAUGAGACCAAUGACCAAUGAGACAAAUACCCUAUACACUCCUAUUGCUUAAUACAUCCACCCCCUAACAGGAGUUGAUAAAUAGCAUCAGUGGUGUUACAAAGGGUCUUGAUCUACGAAAGCAGUCUCUUUACUAAUCAGAAAAAAAUAUAAAAAAGAAAAAAGGUCAUAGUCAACUUCUAGCAGGAGAAACAGAUACUGAGUGAUUGGACAAACCUAUAGAGAAAUUGUGAGUUGAAGAACAUACUCUUUGGGAACCAACCAGGUCAACCUACGCUAAGGUAAUUAACCGCUUGUAGUAAUACAUAGAUAAGGCAUUAAGAAGUGUUUUGAUGAUUAUUGGGGUUAUAGAUUAAGGACGUAAAGAAUCUGUAAUGACGUGUAUAACUGUGUGAAUUGCAAAAAUUGAAUAAAAAGUAGAAACUAGACCCAAUAUCCUAGGGGAGAGAACGCCUCUGACACUCCCCAGUAUAGGGGAACAAGUCUAGUUUCUACACAAAAUACAAUUUAAGGGAUUGGACAGCCAACUCAUUUAUAUUGUAAAAGCAAAGUUACUCUGUAUUAAUAUUCAAGCACUAUUAACCGACGGGUAAAGGCAUUAAAUCGUAGAGGAAAGCGUGUGUCUAGAUACAAGAGUAUAAAAGGUAAAGGUAAAACAAGUAAGAGGUACUCUAAGUCUGAUUGAUAUUAUCUAAGAUCCCGAAACAAUAAACUCUAAAGGCAAUUCUCCGAACUAAGGGCAGGCAUAAACAAACCAGGUCAGUCCGGCGGACCUGUGAAUCAUCUGUUUGCCGGAUGAUAUAAGAACUCAAGUGAUACGACUUGCGUCACUCUUGACGGGGGAACCUAUAAGGUCAACUCAAAAUCCCCUACCGCGACAGUUGGCACUCCAAAAUGUCCCAGAAACAUCACAAAUGGUCUUUUUGUUCGAUAAUGUCCUUCUUUAUGUCCCAAAAAUGUAUAUUUAUGUGGAGCGUUUGACUCAGAAAUACACCAGUUUCAACUCCCCCAACAUGCCUACAAAGUAUCUAAUAAAUUACCUGUAAACUUGGUCCAAACAUUUCAAACAACGCUCCUAAUCCAACCUCAGGUACCCUUAAACGGAAAUAAUCAAUAAAAUUUAAGACAGAAUAAACUGUGUUUAACACCGGAUAAAAACAACGUGGAGCGAGCUCCUGGUCAUGCGCACCAAAACAGUACAGUCCAGCUGGAGUGACACUUACAAUGAAUAGCACUACUUCUUAAUUUCUCAAAAGAAAAACAUCGAACAAUUUAUUAAGACUGUUGACAUCUAGUGGAAGCCAUAGGACCUGCAACCAGGUUCCUUAUUAAAAGGGCAUCCCAUAGAAAACAAUUGGAAAAUCCUAUGACCUAAAAAAAAAAAAAAAUAACUUGGGUGAAUUUGUGCACAUUCCUCUUGACAGAGCUGGUGCAACGGAAUCAGUUUGGUAGGCCUCCUUGCUCGCACAUGCUUUUUCAGUUCUGUCCACACAUUUUCUGUGGGAUUGAGGUCAGGGCUUUGUGAUGCCACUCCAAUACCUUGACUUUGUUGUCCUAAAGCCAUUUUGCCACAACUUUGGAAGUAUGCUUGGGGUCCAUUUGGAAGACCCAUUUGCGACCAAGCUUUAACUUCCUGACUGAUGUCUUGAGAUGUUGCUUCAAUACAGUGGGGCAAAAAAGUAUUUAGUCAGCCACCAAUUGUGCAAGUUCUCCCACUAUCACGUCCUGACCAUAGUUCUUAUGCGUUUUGCUUGUAUAGUGUUGGUCAGGACGUGAGCUGGGUGGGAAUUCUAUGUUGUGUGUCUAGUUUGUCUGUUUCUGUGUCCAGCCUAAUAUGGUUCUCAAUCAGAGACAGCUGUCAAUCGUUGUCCCUGAUUGAGAAUCAUAUAUAGGUGGCUUGUUUUGUGUUGGGGAUUGUGGGUGGUUGUUUCCUGUCUUUGUGUUUUGUCUGCACCAGCUAGGACUGUGACUGUUAGUUUGUUUUGUCAUUUUGUAUAGUGUCUUGUUUUGUGUAAAUUAAAUAAUGGAAAAUUA